AUGAAUAGUUUGUUACAACUAUUUUCGAAAUCAGGAUCAACAUCUAAACAAUCUACAAAUCUGAUAUCAACUAGAUAUUUCAUUAAUAGUUGUUAUAGUAAUAAUAAUAGUAAUAGUAUUAGUUAUGGUAUAAAUAAUUGUAUAAAUAAUAAUAAUAAUAAUAAUAGAUUAUAUUCAUUUGGUCAUAUAACAACAGUUCGAUCAUCAUUUUGUAAUUCAAGCAGCUCAUCGACAGUGUCAACAACAACAUCAUCAUCAUCAUUUUCAACCAAGCCCGAAUUAAAUAAUAUAAAUAUUAAUAGUUCUAAUAGCAGAAAGGAUGGAUCAACAUUAUCAUCUAAUAAAGAUUAUGAAAACGAUCAUAAUUUAAUGUCAAUCGAAAGUUUGAUUCAAGAAGACAAUGGUGAUAUUUCAAUUGCCAACAACAAAAAUAACCCAUUCAAAUCAAUGGAUUUCGUAGCACUCUAUCAACACUUUAAUGAUACCUUUAUUGUAAAUUCAAAGUUGGAUUUUCAAAAGUUAUCAGAAUAUUUAAAGCUACCAAACUACCAAGGAUAUAAUGUGAUGAAUUGUGCUAUACAAUGGGCGCUCAACAAUAAUUGUACAAUGAAAGAGGUGUACUAUGCAAUAUUGGUAAACUUUAGAGAGGCCAAUCAUUUCAGAGACUUUCAGAGAUGUGUAAAGACGAUGCGUCAUAUGAGGGUCAAUUUCGAUAUCAAUAUUUACAAUGUUCUCAUUGGAUACUACUCUGAUCUCUCGAUGCAAAAGGACGUGCAGAGUUUGAUGUCAGAGUUGGAUCGACUCCAGAAGGAUCCAGACAAUACUGUGCAUUACGAUACCACCACUUACUACGAAUUGAUUCGUUGUUUCAAUCAGAAGCGUAAGAUUGUCAAUGAGCUGAUCGAGAUGAUGAAUCGCUCUGGAUUGGUACGUCCUGAGCAUCUCACCAAUCUGAUCAUUCACAUCCUACUAAACAGACACCAAGCAGUAUCCGAUGCAUUGGGUUACUACGAAGAGAUUGUCAAGACACAUGGCACAGCAUCCGCAGCUACAUUCCACAGUCUGCUGACAGGAUUGGCGCAUCUUGGCCGAUUCGACUUGGUACGCCACUAUUGGUCACGUGAAAUGAAGCUGGCCGAUGUCACCCCGAGUGAAGAUACUGUCAUUUCCAUCAUCAAAUCGUAUUGCGACCACAAGGACAUUGGAAAUGCCAUAGAGUUCUACUUUCUUAUCAAAAAACAAUUUGUGCCUACUCUCGCCACCUACACUCCUCUCAUCUACAUGACUAUCGACUCCCAAAAAGUAGAGCAGUGUGCUGAGUGGUUGAGAAUUAUGAAACACAAUGGAAUUCAGCUGAAUGAAAGACUUGCCAGUUUCGUAUUGCGUUUCUACCUGAGAGUUGGUGCAUUCGAACUGCUGGAGAGUCUGAUUCGCGAUGUCGUUAACCUCAAUAUCCUGACUGCAUCGUCAUUCUCAACGAUUCUCGCAUACUAUCAUUUGACCGGUCCUUCCAAGCAGCAUCAAAUCAACUUUUUCCAAAAGAAACUGAAUGAGCAGGAACCGAGAUUCAUUGAACUAGCCACCGACCAGAUCAUCGAAGUCUUCCUCAUGAUGGACGAAUAUGAAAAUGCAUUGGAAUGGCUAAAGAAGCGUAUUUCACAAAGUGAUUCACGUCGAUUCGCACAUACUAUCAUGUUGUUUAUCAAUUACCAUAAGAUCCGUUCCGAACAAGGCGAAGUCGUUUACUGGGAGAACAAACUACAAGAGAAUGGACUGGUUGUUUCGAAAGACAUGAGACUGCGAACCUAUUAUCACAUGAAGAAAUACUACACACCAAACAGCAAUCCUUUCAAUAAACCAAAUCUCGAUAUGAAGCGACGAAUAUUGACACAGCAACUGCUUUGGGAAAGUCUUUCACCGAGUGAAGCAGGAACCUCCAUCGCCCACCCAGAAAAGCAAGAUUUGUUUCAACAAAAGCUACCAGAAAAGACGACAGAGAUGGAUGAUGAUAUAAGCUUGGAGGAUGUCAAACCAAAGCCCACCUCUACCUUUAAGGAUAUUGUACAGGAAUCACCUUUCUCCUUUAGAAUGAGAAUCAUGACACUCAUAAAGAACAAGAUGCAUCUGCAAGCCAAUAGGGAAUUCAAAGUCAAAGAAGAGUCUGGUUUCAACAUUGAUGGAAUUACCUAUAAGAUGAUGGUCCGAGCAUUCAUUACGGCCAGAGAUUACUCCAAUGCAGGUUCCUACUUUAUCAAGAUGAUUGAACUCGGUCAUGAGCCAGUCAUAUCGUUGGUCUAUGAUCUAAUGGAUCUCUACUAUUCACGUGGCGCCAAGGAAUAUGAUGAGUUCUCCAAGGUGAUAACGAGUAUGUCUUGCAAGCCGUCAUCGUUCGAAGAGGUACACUAUUCAAUCAUGAUCAAGCAUAAUCUGACCAAGACAAUCAAGGAGUUGAUGACAGUCGACAAUCCAAAGCUGACCGAAUCCAUCUCGAUCCGUAAUUCAUUGGUGUAUGGGCUUACACAUCGUGGCGAUUUGGAGUUGGCACAACAGGUAAUAUUGGGACUGAUCAACACCAAUGCCAAACUUUCGUUUACAUCAAUCAGUUUCCUAUUGCGUUGCUAUCUGGAGCGUGAAGAAGUUCCAUCUAUCCUACCGCAAUUGGUAGACUACUAUAAGGGAAGUACCGAGCAGAUGCCAAUCAACCUUGCCAAUCUAGUGAUGUUGGACUACUUGAAGAAGGGACAAAUCAGCCAAGCAUUAUCGGAACUUGAAAAGAUCACCAAUCUCAAUAGAUACACCAACAACUAUACCAUUCCCAUCGCAAUGAAGUUGUAUGCUAUAAAAUAUCCGGUUCCACCAAUGAACAAUCUGUUUAUGUGGUUGAAUAUCAAGAAGCUAAUGCUAAAGAAUAAGAUCUCUACACUUACUUUCUAUCCAUCGCUAUUCAAGAGUUUAAUCGAGGCCAACCAACAGGAAGUCGUCUUGCGAUAUGCCUCCGAACCAAAUUUCUUUGUAUCACAAACCGUUGACACUCUCAAGAUGGUGCUUAGUUGUUGCACGAGCGACAAACAGAUUAUCGAUUUUUUCAAGUCUGCCACCAAGUCAAAGUUACAAUUGGAUCAAGAAGCUUUCGACAUUGUAAAGAAAGCAAACGAAACUAUUCACGAUUCACGUGUUGAUUCAUAUCAAUUGAAGAACCCAAAACUUCAAAACCAACCACCUCCUCUUUCACAAAAUAUUGUUAAUUUCAUAGUUAACAAUUUAAUAAAGCUACCAUAA
This is a messenger RNA of Heterostelium album PN500, 3279 nucleotides long. RefSeq lists its product as uncharacterized. The transcript has 3 exons. NCBI's taxonomy places the organism in Eukaryota, Evosea, Eumycetozoa, Acytosteliales, Acytosteliaceae. Gene Ontology annotation, molecular function: protein binding. The record is from RefSeq and is a predicted model, not a curated record. The coding region runs from base 1 to 3279 and encodes 1092 amino acids.